Molecule: messenger RNA, 4353 nt
Organism: Emys orbicularis (European pond turtle)
Lineage: Eukaryota; Metazoa; Chordata; Testudines; Emydidae
Gene: TRERF1
Product: transcriptional regulating factor 1
Exons: 18
Coding region: 616-4176 (1186 amino acids)
Biological process (GO): negative regulation of DNA-templated transcription; regulation of transcription by RNA polymerase II
Cellular component (GO): transcription regulator complex; histone deacetylase complex
Molecular function (GO): transcription corepressor activity
Source: RefSeq, a predicted model, not a curated record
AGAAAAUAAUUUGACAGCGAUUUGCUGACACUGGGAUUUUGCAUCAGCGAUUACAAGAAAGAAACCCCCCAACAACCUCUCCCCCGAUCACCAGACGGGGCGCGCAAAGGGGGAUCAUGCAAAAGAAGCCAGCUCAGGAAGACAUUAGAAAGUUGAUCUCAAUAAUACAACAACAGUCCAAGUAGGAGGUAUUCUCAGGGGACCUGCCAAGAUAACUGGGAAGAGUUGGGAAAAAAAGAGACCAAAGGAGAAUGCUAAACAGAUUCUCAGAACUGGUUGGUACACAAGUAAUCAGUGUCUGCGUGACAGUGAUGGCGACAUUGUAGACUAUACACAAGAGGACCACAUGCCCCACCUCCCAAGCUGGAGGUAUCUGGCAUAGUGAAUCUAUUGUUUUCGUUUAAGAUUUGUGUUUUGGACUUUUUCAAAGAUGUGAAGCAGCAUUAAUCUGAAAUUGGAAUUGCAAACAGACCAGAAGGAAUUAGUCCUUGUAAUGUAAAUGGACAAGCUGAAUAAUAACAAAUUCUAGCAAUUUCCCCCCCGUACUUGGAAUAUCUCAGGGUCUACAAGUUUAUGGUUUUUGUGCCUGUAAGAUCAGGAUAAAGGUGACCAAAAAUGGGGGACCAGCAGUUGUACAAACCUAACCACACUGCCAACAGCAAUGAGAAUUUGUAUUACCAACCACACCAAAUGAACUCUCUCCCCCCUUUAAAUCACAACUAUGGAACAUCAGGCAUGGAUGCUUCUCAGGCUUCUCCCCUCUCUCCCCAAUUCCCCCAGGAUUCAAGAGACAGCAUAGCUUUGAAUGUAGGUUCAAAAAACAUUGGGUCAGUGGACUCCUCUAGACAAACAAGUUGGACACAUACUGGCUCAGGAAACCACGUUCCAGUAAGGAACAAUCAGAAUGCCAUGUGGAGCCCGUUAGGGCAGAGUGAAUCUGCUGAUGGAUACCAAUAUUCCUAUUCUCAAGCCAAUGAACUUCGGUCACAAAAACUUACUAGUGGAGUUUUACAUAAAUUGGACUCCUUUACACAAGUAUUUGCUAACCAAAAUUUAAGAAUUCAAGUCAACAAUAUGGCUCAGGUCUUGCAUGCUCAGUCUUCAGUGAUGGAUAAUGCCAGUGACAGUGCACUUAGACAGCUGCUGUCUCAGAAGCCUGCUGUUGAGCAACAAUCUGUAACUUCCACUGUGCAAAGAUAUCAGCAAGGGCCACAGCAAGUACACCAGAAUUUUGCAAGCACUCAGCAAAAGCAGCAAAUGCAAGUCAUGCAGCACCAACAACAGUUGUAUUAUGAUUACCAGCAACACUUAUCUCAGCUACAAAUGCAUUCUGCAAUGCAACAAGGACAACCACAUGUGCAACAAAUGCAGUCUCAGCAGCUAUUACCGCAACAGAUACAACAGUUGCAGCAGACUCAAUAUUAUAUGCAGCAACAGCCACAGCAGGGACAGCAGCGGCUCUCAAUACAAGAGAUCCAGCAGCAGCAGCAACAAAGUCGGCAGCAACAGCAGAGGCAGUGUCCAAUGCAAAUAGCUCAGUAUUAUCAAACACAACCAGUUAUGCAGCAGUUACAGUUGCAGCAGCAGCAGCAGCAACAACAACAGAUGCAACUGCAUCUUCCUGCCUAUCAUAGGGAUUCUGACCCAAAAACUGUGCAUGAAACACACCAGUACUCCCAGGAUCAAGCUCAUCCUGUACAGCUUAUACAGUUGGGAUCAAUGCCUCAGUAUUUCUAUCAGGAUCCACAGCAGCAGUAUAGGCAUUUGUAUCCACAAAGUGUAUUGCAACAACAACAGCAGCAGCAGCAAGAAGACACCGAUCCGCAAAAGCAAUACCAGAAUGACAAUAGAUCUCAAGUUCUGAUGAACUCCCACGUUGGCCUGAGUGUGGCAGAGGCACUAGAGGAUACUACACGGCAGGAAAUUAAUUCUGUAGGUAACGCUGGCUCUCAUCGAACUCUUUUAGCACCUUCGGGUAUCCAUCUAAAUAACAAAGGGUCCCAGCAAGAGUCUCCUAGUGCUAUUUGGCCUCAGCAGAUUCAACUGUCUGAUGGCAGACUGCAGCAGCCACUGUCCCCUGAGCCAAGUGGCCCAAACAAAGGAACGUUUCCUGAGAGAUCCCAUAUAAAGAGCAAGCUAACAUGUUCAAUAUGCUUGAAGGAAUUUAAGAGUUUACCAGCACUAAAUGGUCACAUGAGAUCACAUGGAGGAGUAAGAGCAUCUCCUAAUUUUAAACAGGAUGAAGGAGAGAAACCACCACAACAGCAGCCGCCUAAAGAGGUGGAUAGCCUCGCACCUAUCGUCAUGCCCGUUUCUGUCCCUGUAAAGCUUCUGUCGCCUGAGCCCAGUGCGCAGCCCGCUACCAACAGUACCACAGUCAAAGACAAGCCUGCCAAUUCUGUGUCAGAUGACGAGAUGCCAGUUCUCAUGAAGAUGACUUACUCUCCACCGUGCAGUCCAAAAGUGGCCACCCCCUGCUCAUCUUCUGAACUUGGCAGAAAACAGCAUCAAAGUGCUACAAAAUUGGAAGAAGACUUCAAAUCCCUGCAGGACAAGAAAAAAUAUCGACAUAGACCUGAACCACUCUUCAUACCUCCUCCUUCCUUCAACUUCAGUGCAUCCUACUCAGGAGCUAUGCUGUAUCAAAGCCAACUUCGCUCUCCCCGCAUUCUGGGAGACCAUCUCCUAGACAGGACACAUGCGUUUCCUCCCUAUACCCCACCACCUAUGCUUAGCCCAGUACGCCAAGGAUCUGGGCUCUUCAGCAGCGUUAUCACAUCUCAUAAUGCAUCUCACCCCCAGCUGCCGCUUACUCCUUUGACACCCACUCCACGGGUGCUCCUAUGUCGAUCUAAUAGUAUUGAUGGAAGCAGCAUUCCAGUGACUCCAGGGCCUGGAGAACAGACUGUUGAUAUAGAACCACAGAUCAAUAUUGGAUCAAGAUUCCAGGCUGAUAUUCCUGAACUUCAAGACCGAUCAUCAAUGGGGAGAGAUAUGCACAAGGCAACUUUGGUUUGGAAACCAUGGCCAGAACUGGAAAACAAAGUCUUCCAACAAAGAGUGGAAGACCUUUUAAAUAUGUGCUGUUCAAGCGUGUUACCUGGUGGAGGAACUAACUCAGAAUAUGCAUUGCACUCCCUCUUUGAGUCCAAAGGGGAUAUUAUGGUUGCCCUGGAAAUGCUGCUGUUGAGGAAGCCAGUAAGAUUGAAGUGUCAUCCUUUGGCAAAUUACCAUUAUGCUGGAUCUGACAUGUGGACACCUCUAGAAAGAAGGCUGUUUAACAAAGCAUUAUCCACUUACAGCAAAGAUUUUAUUUUUGUACAGAAAAUGGUUAAGUCUAAGACAGUUGCACAGUGUGUGGAAUACUACUAUACUUGGAAGAAAAUCAUGCGUCUGGGACGGAAACACAGAACACGUCUAGCAGAAAUAAGAGAUGAAUGUCUGACAAGUGGGGAAGAGGAAGAUUUAGAGGAUGAGGAGGAGAUGGAAGAAGAAAGAAAAUCUGUAAAGGAAGAGGAAAGUGAAAUGCAGAAAUCUCCUGAACCACCACCUAUAGGUCUUGGUGCACCUGUAGACCUGCCACCCCUUCAAAGUCUUACGUUUUCUGCAGCCUCUUUUAUCUGUGAAAUGCCAAACUGUGGUGCUGUGUUCAGCUCCAGACAAGCACUAAAUGGCCACGCUCGCAUUCAUGGUGGUACAAACCAAGUGACAAAACCACGAUGCACCGGGCCAGGUACAAAGCAAAAGUCUGGCACGCAGAGUGGAUACUGCUCAGUCAAGAGUUCCCCUGCCCACAGCACAACAAGUGGCGAGACGGACCCAACAACAAUUUUUCCUUGUAAAGAGUGUGGCAAGGUGUUUUUCAAAAUCAAAAGUCGCAAUGCUCAUAUGAAGACCCACAGACAACAGGAAGAACAGCAAAGGCAGAAGGCUCAGAAAGCUGCUGUUGCAGCAGAAAUGGCAGCCACUAUUGCAAGAACUACUGGGCCAGUUGGACAUGAUGUGAUCCCUCUGGAUCACUUGAGUUUGAUUAAACAUGUUGAGCAUGUAGAUGACCUUGAAGAUGAUGUUGUUCCGGAGUUAGGAGAUGUCAUGGAAGAGACUGAAGUCAUGAAUGCUGACCUCUUGUUGGAUGAUGAAGAUGCAGAUUUACUUCAGGAUGAUGCUGAGUUGUAAAUGUAGAGUUGUCACAUGCAGACAGCUACUGAAAACAUCCUGAAUGUAUCAGUCAGGAAACCUGGACAACCUGUUUAUUUCCCAUUGAUUUUAAACUACCUGUUUAAAAAUGGUAAUUCUUUUAUCCAGGUCUAGGGAAAAGAUAUGCUUCCCACCCAUUUUUUAAUCAGUUUGUUU